AUUGAUAUAGGCAUUGGGUAACGCCAGUGCAAUUUAUUUAAAUCAAAUUUUUUCCAAUCACAGGCAUGGCCUUUGCUAGAUGAAUCUUGGCCCGGCAACGGUUGCUGAUUCUGAUGGCAUUGAUUGCUAGCCUUGUUUGUCUCUUUUUCUCUGGAAUUAAUCUCUGGGGAGCAAACAUGAUUAGCUAUCAAUCCACUUCAAUUGUGGUACACUUUGACGGAAAAGGUUGUGUUGAAAUGUGUAUGAGUGAAGUGGCUUUUUCAAGACAGUACGUUGCUGUGACCUAUGGAACCAAUUCCCCAAUCACACACAACACGCACAACGAUGGUGGAAAUCAAGAAAUGGUAAGAUUGUAAA
Zychaea mexicana is the source of this 357-nucleotide messenger RNA. RefSeq lists its product as uncharacterized. The coding region runs from base 114 to 356 and encodes 80 amino acids. The transcript is spliced from 2 exons. The record is from RefSeq and is a predicted model, not a curated record. NCBI's taxonomy places the organism in Eukaryota, Fungi, Mucoromycota, Mucoromycetes, Mucorales, Lichtheimiaceae.